Messenger RNA from Prunus armeniaca (apricot), 702 nucleotides. NCBI's taxonomy places the organism in Eukaryota, Viridiplantae, Streptophyta, Magnoliopsida, Rosales, Rosaceae. The record is from the annotation of a GenBank genome assembly.
AUGCAACGCAUUGAGUGGAAUAAUCGGGCAAUCUCAACUGUCCAUGCCCUUUUUAUCACAGCUAUGUCAUUGUACUUGGUGUUUUGGUCAGAUCUUUAUUCUGACCAACAGCUCAACGCUUUUGUUACGUUGCAGAGCUCCCCGCUGUCUACAUUUGCCUUGGGGGUCUCAGUUGGGUACUUUCUAACUGACCUUGGGAUGAUCUUUUGGUUUUACCCUGCUCUUGGUGGACUGGAGUAUGUGGUUCAUCAUCUUCUUUCUGUAGCAUCAGUAGCAUAUGCCAUGUUGACUGGGGAGGGACAGCUUUAUACCUACAUGGUUCUUAUCUCUGAGACAACCACCCCUGGUAUCAACUUGAGAUGGUAUCUUGACACGACUGGAAUGAAGGGGUCUAGAACAUAUUUGAUUAAUGGGGUUGUAAUUUUCAUUGCUUGGCUGGUUGCCAGAAUACUCCUGUUCAUGUAUCUGUUCUACCAUCUGUACUUGCACUAUCAACAGGUUAAGCAAAUGCACAUAAUUGGGAAAUUUUUAGCUUUCGGAGUGCCACCAAUCCUAGCGGUCAUGAAUGUGAUGUGGUUUGGCAAGAUUUUCAAGGGCUUGAAGAAGACAUUAGCAAAGAGUCACAUUUUGAGCCGGGAAGCGGCAAGCACUUGUGUUCUUCCCACCGCCUUACCAGUCAUGUACAGCGGAGCCUUCAUGUAA